Messenger RNA from Neurospora hispaniola, 315 nucleotides. RefSeq lists its product as uncharacterized. The transcript is spliced from 2 exons. NCBI's taxonomy places the organism in Eukaryota, Fungi, Ascomycota, Sordariomycetes, Sordariales, Sordariaceae. The record is from RefSeq and is a predicted model, not a curated record. Bases 1 to 315 code for a protein of 104 amino acids.
AUGGCACCUUCAUCUGCCUGGAGCCAGAUCCUUCCCCUCAUACUCACAUUAGUCGUAGUGGCCGGCAUCAGUUUCGUUGUCUAUCAAGUUUACCUCUCAGCCCUCCAGUUCCGCGACUACACGGCCCAGCGCAUGGAACGCAAGAACCUUGCUUUUUCCAAAGACGGCGGUCUGCGCCUAAAUGUCAAGGACGUCAGCGACGAAACCUACCUGGAUCAGACGCAAAGCUGGUUUGUAAAGGCGUGGGAGCUGGGCGUGGAGGAGGAGAACGCGAACAAAAAGAGAAAGAAGGGAACGUUCAGAAAGGCGGCUUAG